AUGACCCUUGAUCUUUAUGAAAUUUUGGUAAUCUUCGUAUCCAUAAAUUCUCUAGUGCUUCGUGGUAUUUCAAUGCAACAUCAUUUUGUGCAACAAUUGCGUUGGAAUAAUAUCUCAAAUCUCGGAUGGAGUGCAAUUUUGGAUGGCAUAUUUGCGCAUCUAACACAUUUUUUAUGGCAUUGUUUUGGUUCUCAUCCAAAAUCAAGUUACGAUCCUCGCGGUGGUGGACCCUUGAGACUUUAUCUUAUUACCGGGCGAUUGUGUUGA
Messenger RNA from Acaulospora colombiana, 267 nucleotides. The record is from the annotation of a GenBank genome assembly. NCBI's taxonomy places the organism in Eukaryota, Fungi, Glomeromycota, Glomeromycetes, Diversisporales, Acaulosporaceae.